AUGUCUGGAAUCCGAGUCAUCUCCGCGGUGGCCGUUGCCUGGGCGCUCGCUUUCUUGUUUACUUGCGUCUCGAGGCUGCAGCGAAACAUCGCCAGCGCAAAAAAAACGGGCUUCAAUUACGUCAUUUGCCCGUAUAAUCCUCACAAUGCACUUUGGUUGACCAUUCAAGUUCCGUUCUUGGCCCUUGUCAAGGCUGUGGCGCCGGCAGCAGUGGGAACAGUUACGCUGACCGUCAUGACAAAGGACUGGGCAUACAAAAUCGACCGUGGGGAGAUCUGGCACAAGCUUGGCGACACCUUCAUUGUGCUUACCCCUUGGUCCCUAAUCGUGUACACACGCUGCCCAGAGGCCAUCCAGCAGAUAACCAGCCGGCGCGAGGACUUCCCCAAGGCCGUCGAGCAGUAUGGGGUCCUGGAGAUGCUCGGCGCAAACAUUGUCACGACCGAGGGUGCCGUCUGGAAGAUGCAUCGCAAGGUCACGAGCUCCCUGUUCAAUGAGACUAGCGCCGCAAACGCCUUCGACGAGACUAUCCGUCAGACGCAGAGCAUGCUAAGGCUCUGGAGGGGCCACGGCGACAAUGAUGGCCAGGAUGACCAAAACGCAGCCGACCGGAGAACAAUCAGCUCGUUGGCACAUGACACCAUGACCCUGGCCUUGAACAUCAUCGGUACCAUUGGUUUUGGUCUGCGAUUCCUGUGGCCUGGUGAGAAGCCGUCUGAUAAUCAGGAUCCAAGGAUGAACAAGUACACGCAGUCCGAGAAAGACUCCAAUUAUCUCAUGACGUUUCCGAAUGCCACGGCAGGAAUGCUGGAGAACAUCUUUGCCAUCUUGCUCGUCCCCAGCAUCCUCUUGCGUCAUCUCCCGUUCGAAUGGGCAAGGUCUGCCCAUGAGUCAAAUAUUACUUACGUCCGGUACAUGCGCGAUCUCGUCAAUGACAAGAAAGAGGACCUCAAAAAAGGGGUCCCCAAGACCAAUGAACACAUGGACAUUGUUGGUGCCCUGGUGCGGGCCAAAGACGACCAGGAGAAACAGCAGGGUUUACGCAAGACAGAAACCAUGCCGCCGGGCCUCCAGCUCACAGAGGACCACAUCAUCAGUAACGCCUUCAUCAUGAUGCUGGCCGGCCACGAGACAUCGGCAAACAUGCUGCACUUCGCCAUGAUCCUCCUGGCCGCUCACCCCUCGUCCCAGCGUGCCAUGCAGGCCGACCUGGAAAGGCUAUUCCCCGAGGAGGACGAGAACCCGGCCGGUUGGAAGUUCGAGAGCUGCAUCAACGACCUCCUCACCUCUAUGCCGGGUGCCGUCCUCAACGAGACGCUGCGCUUCGUCCCGCCCGUCGUCGUGAUCCCCAAGCAAGUCUCACCCGCCCGCGACCAGGUCCUACGCCUCGACGGCGGUAAAGACGAGCAUGUCCUCCCUGCCGGCACCGUAGUCUCAAUCACGGUCAUCUCUGCGGCGCGAAACGAGAAACACUGGCCACCUAACGAGGCUGGGGAGAGCGACGUCCACGAGUGGAUCCCAGAACGGUGGUUCCGGGUGUCGUCGUCUUCGCCGCCGGCGCCGGUAGACACCUCUCGGACGCGCACCGGAGAUUCCCGGGCUGCGAACGACGACAUGACCGACGACGAGGGGGACGGACUGGAGACCACGAGUGCCGGGGCCGAGCGGCCCAUGUUCCGCCCCGUUCGUGGCCUGUUUGUUCCCUUCUCCGACGGUGCCAGGAGCUGCCUGGGCAGGAGGAUAGCGCGGGUCGAGACGGUGACGGCGCUAGCCGUCAUCUUCCGCAAGUACAGCAUGGAGCUCGCGGUCGACGAGUGGGCCGACGACGAGGCCGUCGAACGGAUGAGUGCCAAAGAGCGGGCCGAGCUGUACGGCAAGGCCAUAGCGCGGUGCAUGGAAACACUGAAAACCGCCACGUCCACUCUGACUCUGAAGUUACCAAAGGAUCAACGUGUACCGAUAAGGGUCGUCAGGAGAGGGAAUGAGAGGUUCAUCGGCCAACUGUGA
Messenger RNA from Pyricularia pennisetigena, 2007 nucleotides. RefSeq lists its product as uncharacterized. The record is from RefSeq and is a predicted model, not a curated record. NCBI's taxonomy places the organism in Eukaryota, Fungi, Ascomycota, Sordariomycetes, Magnaporthales, Pyriculariaceae. Gene Ontology annotation, molecular function: iron ion binding; heme binding; oxidoreductase activity, acting on paired donors, with incorporation or reduction of molecular oxygen. The coding region runs from base 1 to 2007 and encodes 668 amino acids. The transcript has 4 exons.